GCGUGUUGCGUCUGAGUUCCAACUUCCAACAACUUUCGAGUCUUUCUUUCUUUCUUGCCGUCUCUUCCAUUCCCACUUCCGCCGCGCUCAUUUCAUACGAACACCACACCGGGCUCUGAGAUCCCUUUUCACCGUCCUCUCUCUUCGAUCCCCUCCGCUCUCGCCGUCGGCGGAGAGCGAUGUCGGACGCUCUCAUCAACGGGGUCGCCGGCGCAGGCGGAGGAAUCAUCGCCCAGCUCAUCACAUACCCUUUGCAAACAGUCAAUACUCGUCAGCAGACCGAUCGUGAUCCCUCGAAGUCUGGUAGCAAGGAUGGCACCAUCAAACAGAUGUACCAGGUCGUCAAGCACGAGGGGUGGGAACGUUUGUAUGGUGGGUUAGGGCCGUCGCUGAUCGGCACCGCUGCAUCUCAGGGUGUUUAUUAUUAUUUCUACCAAAUAUUCAGGGACAGAGCAGAAAGUGCUGCUCUUAAACGUUUCAAAAAAGGAAACGGGGAUGGAUCAGUUGGAAUGUUCCAAUCCCUCAUUGUCGCUGCAAUAUCCGGGUGUGUGAAUGUGCUGCUGACUAACCCAAUCUGGGUUAUAGUAACUCGUAUGCAGACACACAAGACCAAAAGAAGACCACCCACACAAGCACUUCCAUUCAUUUCGGAUAAUGCAAACAGUCCCACGCCUUAUGGAACUAGCCGUGCGGUUCGAGAAUUAUAUGAGGAAGCCGGAUUGACUGGUUUCUGGAAGGGUGUGAUCCCUACUCUUAUUAUGGUUAGCAACCCAUCCAUCCAAUUCAUGUUGUAUGAGACUCUCUUGCAGAGGUUAAAGAAGAAACGUGCAUUGAGUGGGAAGGGAGCUGAUGGAGUAACUGCUCUUGAGAUUUUUCUUCUUGGAGCUAUGGCAAAACUCGGAGCAACUGUCGUGACAUAUCCCCUGCUUGUUGUGAAGUCAAGGCUUCAGGCAAAACAAUCUUCAGGUGAUGACAAGCGACAUCACUAUAAAGGAACCUUUGACGCCAUCACCAAGAUGAUCCGGUACGAGGGCAUCUCCGUCUUCUACAAAGGAAUGAACACUAAAAUUGUCCAAAGUGUAUUAGCUGCCGCAGUCUUAUUCAUGAUCAAGGAAGAACUUGUCAAGGCUGCCGGUUUGCUCCUCAAUGGAUCAAAAUUGAAACCACCUUAAUUUUCUUCUUGCUUUCAUGCUUUCUAGCCAAUCAUAUACAGGCCAUUUAAUGCCAAAACGUUUGUAUUUGUGAAAAGUAAAGAUUCAUCUAUGCAUUCACUGACAACAGCAAAAUAUUUGGGCCUCAUGAACGAAGAUCUUACCACACAUGUAAUUGAUUAUUGUAAUAAUUGUAAUAGAGUUCUGGACUUA
Dioscorea cayenensis subsp. rotundata (Guinea yam) is the source of this 1364-nucleotide messenger RNA. RefSeq names its product peroxisomal nicotinamide adenine dinucleotide carrier. Gene Ontology annotation, biological process: nucleotide transport; transmembrane transport. NCBI's taxonomy places the organism in Eukaryota, Viridiplantae, Streptophyta, Magnoliopsida, Dioscoreales, Dioscoreaceae. The record is from RefSeq and is a predicted model, not a curated record. The coding region runs from base 180 to 1172 and encodes 330 amino acids. The transcript has 11 exons.